AUGGAUAGGAGUGGUCGAAAAAGAAAGGCGGAUGAUGAAAAUGAAGAGCUUCAAAAAGCAUUGCGAUCGUUCGAGGAUGAAUUUGGUGGCCUCGGCGGUAGCCUGGAUCGCGGACCAAAGGCAUUCAUUCGUUCUGAAGUUGUGAAUGCA
This is a messenger RNA of Strongylus vulgaris, 150 nucleotides long. The record is from the annotation of a GenBank genome assembly. Lineage: Eukaryota; Metazoa; Nematoda; Chromadorea; Rhabditida; Strongylidae.